Messenger RNA from Cannabis sativa, 2728 nucleotides. RefSeq names its product protein NPGR2. Gene Ontology annotation, molecular function: protein binding. The transcript is spliced from 6 exons. The coding region runs from base 308 to 2575 and encodes 755 amino acids. NCBI's taxonomy places the organism in Eukaryota, Viridiplantae, Streptophyta, Magnoliopsida, Rosales, Cannabaceae. The record is from RefSeq and is a predicted model, not a curated record.
GUUAAAAUAUGUGAUCAAAUGAGCGAGUUCUUUGUUUCGUGUUCACACCUUUGAAAAGAGUGUCAGAGUGUUAGAUUUCAUAAUUUAAUGCACAAAGCACCCUUGGGCUCCAAAAAUAAAAGUCCUGAAGAAGAAGAAUUCAAUCACCAUGAAAAGUAAAAGUUUUGUACUAAAGGUUGCCAGUGAAGAGAAGAAAACUUUUUUUUUAUUGUAAUGGAGCCUUGGAUUCUUGCCUAACAAGGUAAAACUAUUAACGCAAGCAAAGGUCUUAUUUUUUUUGAUGAAUUGGCCAUGAACUGUGGACUUGAUGCUUUGUGGGCUCGAUCAAAAUGCUUUUUCUCAAUCAAAAGAACAAUUUGAAGUGGUACAAUCCGGUAUGAGAACCAAGAGUUUCAUGAACAAAAGAAAAUUCUUUGGUAUUCCAAGUAGAGUAAGAAAGAUGUUGAAGUGCAUACGUUCAGGGGAGCAAGUGAAAAUGGAUGAGAUUGAUCAUUCAUCAGAUUCUCUGGCUACUAGGGACUAUUCAGCAAGUGGGUAUUCCUCUAGACCAGGAGAAGUUGAUCCAAAGCUUGAUAAUAGCAAUAUUGAAGAAGCUGAGUCCUCUCUUCGUGAAAGUGGUUAUCUAAACUAUGAGGAAGCAAGAGCUCUACUAGGAAGACUAGAGUAUCAAAAGGGUAACAUAGAAGCUGCACUUCAUGUAUUUGAAGGAAUAGACAUUGCAGCAGUGAUUCCUAGGAUGAAAGUAUCCAUUUCUAGAAGGUGCGAACAAAAUAGACGCCGUUCACAGAGUGAAUCUGUUCCACAUAUGUCCAUGCAUGCUGUUAGUCUGCUCCUUGAAGCUGUUCUUCUCAAAGCAAAAUCAUUGCAAGGCCUUGGACGAUACGAAGAAGCUGCUCAAUCUUGCAAAGUUAUUUUGGACACUGUAGAGUCUGCUUUGCCAGAUGGUUUGCCUGAAAACUUCACUUCAGAUUGUAAAUUACAAGAUACUUUAUGUAGUGCUGUUGAAUCACUACCAGAGUUGUGGAAACUUGCCGGGUCUCCAAAUGAAGCUAUUUUAUCAUACCGAAGGGCCCUUCUCUAUAAAUGGAAUCUUGACAUAGAAACUACUGCAAAACUUCAUAAGGAGUUCGCGGUUUUUCUUUUGUAUAGUGGUUGUGAUGCAAGCCCUCCAAAUCUUCGGUCGCAGAUGGAAGGCUACUUUGUCCCGAGAAACAAUUUAGAAGAGGCCAUUCUGCUGCUGCUGGUUCUACUAAGAAAAUUAGUCCUAGGAAAGAUUAUGUGGGACCCUUCAAUCAUCGAUCAUCUGACUUAUGCUUUAGCGGUUUCAGGUGAGCUAAAGGCACUAGCUCAUCAGGUUGAAGAGCUGCUGCCAACAACAAUGGAAAGCAAAGAAAGAUGUUCUACUCUUGCUUUAUGUUACUAUGGGGAAGGGAAAGACAUGAUUGCUUUCAAUCUUUUAAAGAACAUAUUGAAUAAUCGAGAAAACAAAGACUGCCUACUGGAGUUAUUAAUGGCUUCAAAGAUAUGUGGCGAGAAUUCAGUUUUCAUCGAGGAAGGAAUCGAUUAUGCUUGCAAAGCACUUUCGAUUUUGGAAGGAAAAUGCAGUCAGGUUGUAAGUAUGUCAAAUUGCUUACUUGGUGUUUUAGUGUCAGCUAAAUCUCGUUCAGUUGUUUCAGAUACUGACAGGGCUGUGUUGCAAUCGAAAGCACUUCAGGCAUUGGAAACUGCUGAGAGAACAAUGAGUGAAAAUAAUCCUUAUGUUGUGUUUCAUCUUUGUCUUGAAAAUGCUGAGCAAAGAAAGUUAGAUAGCGCGCUUUAUUAUGCAAAGCAGCUACUAAAACUCGAGGCGGGGUCUAAUGUUAAAGGCUACAGUCUUUUGGCUCGAAUAUUAUCAGCCCAAAAACGUUUUAGUGAUGCUGAAACUGUUAUCAAUGCUGCUAUAGAACAAACUGGGAAAUGGGAUCAUGGCGAACUGUUACGAACUAAAGCCAAGCUCCAAAUUGAGCAGGACCAGUUAAAGAAUGCUAUUGAGACAUAUACUCAUCUUCUUGCACUUCUUCAAGUUCGGAGUAAAAGUGCUAGUGUUGAGAAGAGGAUUCUGAAGACUAGAAGAAAACAUGACAGAGGCUUGGAAAUGGAAACAUGGCAUGAUUUGGCCAAACUGUAUAUGAGCUUGUCGCAGUGGACAGAUGCUGAGGUCUGCCUUUCGAAAUCUCAGGUUAUCAGUCCCCAUUCUGCAUCUAGAUGGCACUGCACAGGCUUACUCUAUGAAGCUAAGGGUCUCCAUCGAGACGCGCUGAAUUCAUUCAGGAAAGCAUUGGAUGUUGACCCCACACAUGUACCGAGUUUAAUCUCCACUGCCUGUAUCCUCAGACUGCUCGGUGGCCAUCCAUUGCCCGUUGUUAAAAGCUUUCUCAUGGAUGCCCUUCGAAUUGACAGAGCAAAUCCUUCUGCCUGGUACAAUCUUGGGCUACUCUAUAAAGCUGAUCUCGGGGCAUCGCCACUAGAAGCCGCUGAAUGCUUCGAGGCUGCAGCACUUCUUGAAGAAACUGCACCGAUCGAACCCUUUAGAUGACCAAGACCAACUUUACUUACAAAUUUUUAAACCUGUACGAUAAUGAAUUAUAAUUUAUAAAAAUAUGCUUUAGUGUAAACUCUUCUGAUAGCUAUGUUUUCGAUUAUACAAGAAGCAAGAAUAUCAAAGCAGGUAAAGGUUUUUGUAUCAAAA